UGUUCAGUUGCUGCUGGAGGACUUUGUCCUCCUCCUCCUUCCUGUGGAAGCUCUGGGUUCACAUUGUCGAGGAGCUGAACUGAAGCUCUAAAACACAAAAAACAAGCGGGACAAGAGACGAGAAGGACCCAGCUAUUGCGGAUUAAAGGUAUGUUCUGACAGGAUGUCCAGGAGCAACAGUCCCUUCAGCUUCGACACCAGCAGCUUCACCGGAUCCCUCCAGUCCAAUGGGGUUUCCAUGCUGGAUGAGACCUCGUCACAAAUCUCAAACAUAUCCAAGCCGAGUGCUAAAUCUAUUUACUUGCAGAGGAUGGAGUACGCAGCAUCCAUGAACAAGAUGCUGCAGAAGGUUCGGUACAAAGUGGAGCACCUGUUCACCUGUGACCUGGACGGGAAGGAUCUCAGGAACAUCAGAGACUGCGUGGAGCGCCUGAAGCUGUUGGAUCACAUGGGCCGGGUUUGGGGUCAGACCAUGCUGCUGGAGUUGAGGGACCACGACCUGCUGCUCACAGACAUAGACACAAAGGAGGAGCUGGAGACCAUCUCCCUCAGAGACGUCCAGGACCUGAUCGCCAUCUUGGAUGGGAGCCUGUUUGACUCCCUGCUCAUUGUCUCCGUUCAGAACAAGAAGAAACGGACCACCACCAUCUUCAUGUUCCAGAGCGAUGAAGUCAGGGCUGAUUUUGUUCAGAGGGAUUUAACACGUGCGAUGUCAGAGGGACGAGAAGCUUCACACCUCAGGGGCAAAACAUCAGUUACAGGAGGACAUGAGGGAGUGAAAGAAGCCAAUCAGAAACCUGCAGCUUGUCUGGCUCCGCGGCGGACACAAAAUGGACAGAGUGAGUCUCCUGAGCCUGAGCUGGAUCUGCGUCAGGACGAGGAUGAGGAGGAGAAGGAAGCAUCGUCUCACAGGAAGAAAGAGCCGUCGCCGCUGCCCCCUCCUCCUCGUGCAUACACAGAGCUGGACAGGAACGUGGACAUUUUGAAUCAUAUUGUAAACGAUGUGGAAAUCUUCAUGGAAAAAGUUGCAGCAAUCAUUGCUAAAAACGGGAAGAAGAAGAAGAAGAAAAAGAAUAAAGGAGUGGACGGGAUGCCUCCUAAUGAAGAAUUUGCAGAAUCUCUUCAUAAAAUCAAGUCUGGCUUCAACCUUCUGGCUGAGCUCAACGGAAAGAUCAAUGAUCCCAGCGCUCCGGUGUUGGUCCACUCUUUGUUCAGCUCUUUAAACUUUGUGGUCUCCCACUGCUCUGAGGAGCUGGCUUCGACCAUCAUCGCUCCACUGCUGACUCCUCAGUGUAUCCGUUUUCUGAGUGAGGAGGCUUCCCCUGAUGAGGAUCAGCUGUGGCAGUCUCUGGGUGAUCCCUGGAACAUCCCCAGUACUAAAUGGCCAGAGGAUGAUGAGGACAUCCCAACGUACACCCUGAUGUUCUCCGAUGGCUGGCAGCCUCCUGAAGUAAGAGCUGCACCUCCACCGAGACAACCAGCGAGUAGACGGGAGGGUCCACGCCCUGCUCCGAGCCCCAGACCUCCACCCCCAGCAGAGUUCACCAAACCUCCACCCCCAGCAGAGUUCACCAGACCUCCACCCCCAGCAGAGUUCACCAGACCUCCACCCCCAGCAGAGUUCACCAGACCUCCACCCGCUGCAGCGCUGAGCCCAAAUGGACAGUUUCGUGCUCAGCAGAAGCCUCCACCACCUCCACAGAAUGAACGCCCAAACCAGUUAAAACUAAGUGACAUGAGAGUGAAGCAUGACUUCAUUUCACGAAACCACAGAGAGCUCACUGUCAGGAGAGGAGAAGUGGUUGAGCUGUUGGACAAGUCCAGGCAGUGGUGGAAAGUGAGGAACAGCAGAGGAGAGGAAGGAUACGUCCCCAACCAGGUCCUGGAGGCUGCUGAUGAGGACUCCAACCAGCAAAUGGAAACUUUCCCUGUCCUCACGAAGAGAUCUAAACCACCGGAGGUGAAAGCCUGGCUGGAGGACAAGGGCUUCAACCAAAUCACUGUGCGCUGUCUUGGCGUGCUCAGUGGCCCGAUUCUGCUGGGGAUGAGCAGAGAGGAGCUGAAGACGCUGUGUCCAGAGGAAGGAGGACGAGUCUUCUUCCAGUUACAGGCAGUCAAGUCGGCCAUGGCGGACCUCAGUUAAGAGACGAGGAGACUGGAGCAGAAACGGGAUGAUUCACACGGAGAAUAAACAAGUUUACAAACUGCAAAGUCACUUUUUUCUAAAUCAAAACAGGUUUAUUGCACCAAAGAAAAGUGUCAGUUGUGUCACCCAGUCACAUGUUGGACGCCUCUGUAAUCACUGUGUAAAUAAAAGUCAUUUCUGGCACAA
Nothobranchius furzeri (turquoise killifish) is the source of this 2332-nucleotide messenger RNA. It is a transcript of the gene eps8l3a, whose product is annotated as EPS8 signaling adaptor L3a. Gene Ontology annotation, cellular component: plasma membrane; vesicle; ruffle membrane. Gene Ontology annotation, biological process: Rho protein signal transduction; positive regulation of ruffle assembly; regulation of Rho protein signal transduction. Gene Ontology annotation, molecular function: actin binding. The record is from RefSeq and is a predicted model, not a curated record. NCBI's taxonomy places the organism in Eukaryota, Metazoa, Chordata, Actinopteri, Cyprinodontiformes, Nothobranchiidae.